CAAGCGACGCUGUCUUACACUGUGGAUGAUAGCACGCUCGAGAUUGUUGUCCGCUUGCCGCCGGCGUACCCUUUGGCGCUGCCUGUGUUUGACUCGGUCAAGAGGGUCGCUGUGUCGGAGAAGCGCUGGCGCGGGUGGCUGGUGUCGGCCCAGGCGCAGAUGGCACGCAACCGGCGUGUGGAUACUGUGUGUGCGCAGCUGCUGGGGAACAUUGGCGCCCACUUUGCCGGAGUCGAGGACUGUGCCAUUUGCUAUUCGGCUGUCGGGACUAUGGACAACACGCUGCCCAACAAGCAGUGCAAGACGUGCAAGAACAAGUUCCAUCGGAUGUGCCUGUUCAAGUGGUUCAACACAAGCAACCAGAGCACAUGCCCGCUGUGCCGCAAUCUGUUCUAG
Messenger RNA from Kickxella alabastrina, 396 nucleotides. RefSeq lists its product as uncharacterized. NCBI's taxonomy places the organism in Eukaryota, Fungi, Kickxellomycota, Kickxellomycetes, Kickxellales, Kickxellaceae. The annotation marks the transcript as partial. The record is from RefSeq and is a predicted model, not a curated record. The transcript has a single exon. Gene Ontology annotation, biological process: ribosome-associated ubiquitin-dependent protein catabolic process; rescue of stalled cytosolic ribosome. Gene Ontology annotation, cellular component: cytosol; RQC complex. Gene Ontology annotation, molecular function: zinc ion binding; ribosomal large subunit binding; ubiquitin protein ligase activity.